This is a messenger RNA of Galleria mellonella (greater wax moth), 1366 nucleotides long. RefSeq names its product probable serine/threonine-protein kinase samkC. Lineage: Eukaryota; Metazoa; Arthropoda; Insecta; Lepidoptera; Pyralidae. Gene Ontology annotation, molecular function: structural constituent of chitin-based larval cuticle. Gene Ontology annotation, cellular component: chitin-based extracellular matrix. The record is from RefSeq and is a predicted model, not a curated record. Bases 124 to 1185 code for a protein of 353 amino acids. The transcript has 2 exons.
AUAAGGUAUGGCAGUCGCGUCGAACACAGGGCGAGAGUGGGCGACCUCAUAUAGCUUGCGCGGGAGGUGUUUCCUUUAUUUGUUGUUGGUACUCGGCGUGACAGUGACGUGCCACGGGACAACAUGCGUAUAUUACUGAUAUGUAUGCUGUGCGCAGUCACAGUUUUAGCGCAAUAUGAUUCGCCCACACCACAAAGAUUGCAAAUACCCGGAGCAAUUCCGGUUGGCGGUCCUACAAGACAGGGAGGCUUCAGACAAGCAAGAAUACAAGCUCCAGUACCUGGAGUUAGUAACAGAAUAAGAAGACCUCUAGGAAGGCCAUCAUUUAAAUCUGUAGAUGCUUCACCGCGACCUAGUCUUCAGUCACUUGAUGAACCAUCUAAACCCGUUACCGAAGAACCAGAAGAAGAUCUGGAAAUCAAUACUCCUACUGCAUUCUCACCCAAUAUUUUUUCAACAUCUGAACAACAAAACGACUUCUUUGAUAUUAUAACCACAACAUCUCAACCAAAACCACCGAUUGUUUUUAAUCCAGCACCAUUCCCACAAUCAACACCAUCAGUGCCAAGACCAGAGCCCAUUAGGCCAACACAAUACAGGCCUUUACUAGCACCACAACCAUUUAACCCUGUAAGAAAUGAAGCACCCAAGCCCCAGCCGGUAAGGCUGCAACCCCUUUCGAGUAGGCCUCAACGUCCUGUUUUCAGACCAGAGCCGAAACCAUUUAUUGAAGAAGAAGAACAAAUCCAGCCUGUAAGGCAAUAUACACGACCACAAGAACCGAUCAAUCGUGCUCCAGUAAAAAGCGCACCUCAAAAAUAUAGUCCAUCGAAUCCACGUGAAAAGAAACCUGUUGCGCAAAUUAUUCGAAAAUACAGAGACGAAAACGAAGAUGGAAGUAUUACGUGGGGCUUCGAAAAUGACGACGGCUCUUUCAAAGAAGAAACCAUCGGAGUGGACUGCAUAACACGUGGUAAAUACGGAUAUGUUGACCCUGACGGUUUAAAACGUGAAUACAAUUAUGAAACUGGCAUAGCUUGCGAUAAAACCAAAGAACAACAAGAAGAAAAGGGUUUUAUAGAUUAUCAAGAAAAUAAAGCGGUACUGCCUAAUGGAAUCACAAUUGAUCUCGCUGCCAUGGGUAAAAAAUCCAAAAGGCCAUUCAGAUCACCUGUUAAUCAUUAGGAUUAAGUAAUUAUAUUUAUUUUAGGAAAAUCUAAUCGUAAGGACAUUUUCGAUAGCUGGUGAUUGAUGUGUCUCGGUGUGUUUAUUAAUAUAACACAGUCAUCGUAGAAGAUGGUUUUUAUGUGCCUCGAUCGAUGAAGAAGUGAAAAUAAAAAAAUAUAAUAAAUAAUAAUAAAUUUUA